GUAGGCCUGCUAUACAUUUUAUUAUGGUAUUAUUGUGCCUUCAACACAGUAGGUGGCGACCAUUUUUAUUUGGUCGAUUUCACAGGGCACCGUAGAAAAAUAAUAUACCGGAAAGGGGUUUUAUUUGCGUGGAUCGUUUCCGCAGAAAUUUCAGUGCCGAACUGCCGGUGAACUGAAUUUAACAGAAUAAAUGAAUUAAAGUAUUUCGUUCUGCCGAUAAAGGAACCGUAGUUCUCGUUCCAGUGUAUCCAGGAUUUUGGUUUAAACAGUGGUUUGGGGAUCAACACUGCGUUACGAAAUUAUCCAAACGAAACGCUUGCUAGCCAUGUUUUCAAAAGCCGCUGCAGGUAACUAAACUAGCUAAUGUUAGCUAGGUUAACGCGUUGCGACAGAUGGACCAUAGCUUGCUAACUCGCUAGCUGGUUUUCAUUUUAACUUGUCCUCACCAUCGUGUUUUACUUAGACCUAUUCGUUACAUUCCACGUCUCUACAGUAACAUUAGGACAUGCUGUGUCAAUAGGCUUUUGUGUAGCUAGUUUGCAUAGCUUUAACUUUUAAACCCAACUAGCCAACGUUAGCGUCUAGCCCACGAUAUUUUCAACACGUAACGUUAGCUAGUUAGCCCUCUGCGGAAGCCUACCAUCAAAUCAAGCUUUCCCCCAGUUUGGUUUUUUAUUAACUUGAGAAACUAGUUCUCUGGAAUACGAUGGCUUCUUCGUCGGGAAACGAUGACGACCUCACCAUUCCCAGGGCAGCCAUCAACAAAAUGAUCAAGGAAACUCUGCCCAACGUACGGGUUGCCAAUGAUGCAAGAGAGCUUGUUGUGAACUGCUGCACAGAGUUCAUACAUCUAAUCUCAUCAGAGGCGAAUGAAAUAUGUAACAAAUCUGAAAAGAAGACCAUAUCACCUGAACAUGUAAUUAAUGCACUUGAAAGCCUGGGUUUUGCGUCGUACAUCACAGAGGUGAAGGAUGUCCUGCAGGAGUGUAAAACAGUAGCACUUAAAAGGAGGAAGGCCAACUCUCGCCUGGAAAACCUGGGCAUCCCAGAGGAAGAGCUCCUCAGACAACAGCAGGAACUAUUUGCUAAGGCACGGCAGCAGCAGGCCGAGCUGGCCCAGCAGGAGUGGCUCCAGAUGCAGCAAGCUGCCCAGCAGGCCCAGUUGGCUGCAGCAUCUGCCAGUGCUGGACAGCAGGCUGGCUCAUCCCAGGAUGAGGAUGAUGAGGAUGACAUGUGAUUAUGAAGCUGAUCCCUGGGUCUGGGCUGCAAUAUGCAAAACAUUUGGAACAGAUACUAAAAACAAUAAUCUCUUAUUGGAUGACUACAGAUAGUAGGCUGCCACCUGUUUCUGGCUGUUUUCAUCCGUUUCGUGCCUGCUGAAUACGAACCAGGCCAUAUUCCUUGUCUUUGGACAGUGUCGACAAGCAGCCCUCUCUUUCUCUCUCCGAACACUCUAAUUGGCAGUGAUCUGAGCUGUGUUCGGACAUAAUGCACAUAACCCCACCAGUCCAGUAUCAGGAGUUCAUAUUAUGGACAGUUUCAAGGUACGGGGAUAUGGGGAAUUUUAUUAUAUGUUUUUAUUGUCAAAUACUAGGUAGACAUUUUUUCUUUUUUGACAGCAGUACCUGAAAACACAUUUGGAUAAAGAUACAUUUAAGCUUUCCUCCACUUAAAUUAACAAGCAGGAGAACAGCUCCUCACUUGUCUUACCAAAGGUGGGCGGUGCUUAUUCCUCCUACUGGCAUGUCCUUUUUGGGAAAUAAUUUUUACAGAACAUGUUCCUUACCCCCCUCUUUGUUUAACAUGACUGAUAUGUCCCCAAUAGCACCACCUCCCAUAUAAACUGGCUCUGAUCAAUCAUUUGGGAUACACCCAACAUAUUUCUGAAACACUUAGAAGGGUUGUGAAUAUGUUUUGAUUUGUAAAAUAGGAUUCAAAUGCUUUUUGUUUUAUUUUAGCUCGGCCAUACAGUGCCUUCGGAAACAAUUCAGACACCUUGACUUUUCCCACAUUUUGUUACAUUAGUCUUAUUCUAAAAAUUAUUAAAUCAUUUUCCCCCAUCAAUCUACACACAAUGCCCCAUAAUGACAAAGCAAAAACUUUGCACCUGAGCUCAAUUGAGUCUCGUAGCAAAGGGUCUGAAUACUUGUGAAAAUAAGGUAUUUCUGUUUAUUUAUUUUCUAAAAUCCUGUUUUCGCUUUGUCAUUAUGGGGUAUUGUGUUUAGGUUGCUGAGGAAAAACAUUUGAUUUAAUCAAUUUUAGAAUAAAGCUGUAAUGUAACAAAAUGUGAAAGUCAAGGGGUCUGAAUACUUUCUGAAGGCAUUGUACAUGGUGUAAGUAGGUUGAUUCUUUUUUUAGGAUGUUCACCUACAGUAUUGCUAACUGUUUAGCUACUCCUUUCAGAAUCUUUUUUGACUGACUCAUAUAACCAAAGAUAUAGGUUGUGUCCUAAAUGGCACCCUAUUCCCUAUAUUGUGCAAUACCUUUGACAAGAAAACAAUUGGCCCUGGUCAAAAGUAGAGCACUACAUAGGGAAUAGGGUGCAAUUUGGGUCACAACCACAGGAGAGCUUAACAACCCAAGUAUAUGAGCCUAAAGUGUAUGUUCCAUGUGUAGUAUAAAGAGACGUGGGUAGAGUGUGCACUCAAGUUACUGUUCUCAAUGACUGAUAACGUUCACCUUGAAAAAAUGCUUUGAUUUCUUCUUGGAUUUUUAUAAUGUGCAUCCCAAAUGGUACCCUAUUACCUUUUAUGCUGCACUACUUUGGCUCUUGUCAAUAGUAGUGCACUAUUUCAGGAAUGGGGUGCACAUUUGUUUUUCUGUGGUGCAGUAUAUUAAAGUUGCAUUAUGAAUGUGUGGUGAAUUCUAUAAAGAUUGGUAACCUGUCAUUGUGUUACCCAUUUCACAUGCCUUUUAUAAAGUUGUAUUCUUUAAGCAAUAAAGUUAACAUAUUUUAUAGUGA
Messenger RNA from Oncorhynchus gorbuscha (pink salmon), 2962 nucleotides. It is a transcript of the gene dr1, whose product is annotated as down-regulator of transcription 1. The record is from RefSeq and is a predicted model, not a curated record. Gene Ontology annotation, cellular component: negative cofactor 2 complex. Gene Ontology annotation, molecular function: general transcription initiation factor activity; TBP-class protein binding; core promoter sequence-specific DNA binding. Gene Ontology annotation, biological process: negative regulation of transcription by RNA polymerase II; RNA polymerase II preinitiation complex assembly; chromatin remodeling. Lineage: Eukaryota; Metazoa; Chordata; Actinopteri; Salmoniformes; Salmonidae. Bases 707 to 1237 code for a protein of 176 amino acids. The transcript is spliced from 3 exons.